CCGAUGCUGAAUAUUCAAGUAUUUUACGCGCAAAGCAAACUAAUAAUAAAUAAACUGAAUUUUCUAAAGUGUAAUUAAGUAAUUGAGAGCUCAAAAUGUACCGCGCUAUGCCCAGGCGAACGAGCGAGUUCCGCGAAGAAGCCCACGAAGAUGGGGCCAACGGGGACAAGCGGCAGACCAGACUAGGCGCACGCAGCAUGGCCACGCCCACACCCAUGAAGCCCAAGGUCAGUGGCAUAGCCAAAAGGCCAUCGCAUUCACGCUUGGGCCAGCCAUUGUGCCUGGAACGAGAUCGCGGCAGCCAGAUGGGUCUGCCGCCGAUCCGCACACCCAUGAAGAGCCAUCGCAUGGGCUCCGAGGUGCCGCACCACUCCAACAAGAAAUGGGUGGCAGAGAAGUCGCAACAGAUCCAGGACUACCUGCACGCCAUGCUGCCCAGCCAUGCCAUACAGGGCAUCACCAGCGACUUCUUCAAUCGCGGCUCGGGCCUGCGCCAGAUGACAACGAAGCAGUUUGUGGGCAUAAUUAACUUUUUCUUUCAACAAAUCUCACGGAAUCGGGUGACGGUGGGCAGCAAUCAUGUGGAGGACAUUAUAAAUACGAUGCAAAAGCUCAACUAUCCGUAUCAGGUGAACAAGUCGUCGCUGAUGACGCCAACCGCACAGCAUUCGUUCGGUCAUGUCAUUGUGAUGCUGGACUUUCUGAUGGACUUUGCCCCACAACCGGAUGCCGAGGAGGAGGGCAGGGAUUUCCCCUUUAUGGAAAUAGCCGAUCAGCACAGCGACUACCUGCACAGCAUGGCCUCCGAGUCGAUAGCCAUGUCCACCACUCAGUGUCCAGGCAUGGUGCUGGACGAGGAGCUGACCGAGCUGCUGUUGGUACAGUCCACGGCCUGCUUCUUCCUCUGGGACCAGGAGAAGAAAGAGGAAGAGGCGCUGCUGCAGGACAGGACCAGAGACAAAGUAAUCAGCAAGAAGUGCGAUCUUUCCGAUGGCCGGGCCUUGGAUGCGGACAUCGAUGCCCUCAAAGCGAAGCUAAGCGAUCUCGAGCUGAAGCUGGAGGAAGCUCUGCCCGGCGAUGGCAGGAAGUUUCAGCAGCUGGAAAGCCUCAGCCGCGAGCAGGAUCAGCUCGGGCAGCAGCUGCAGGCCCUUCAACAGGAGGACGCCAUGAAGCGGGAUUCGAUCCAGGAGCUGCGCUCCAAUGCCAAGCAAAAGACAGCGGACAUCAAGGCGCUGCAAAAGGAGCUGCGCCACAUUCAGCAGACGGUGUCCAGCCAGAGGUACUCGGCCCAGCAGCUGAAGGAUCUGCAGGUGCAGUGCACAGAUCGCAGCAACGAGUCCAAGGUGUACGAGCGUCAGAUCAAGGAGAUCACCGAGCGUCAACUCAACCAGCAGGUAAUGCUGUCGCGCUCCAAGCAGAAGCUCCUGGACAAGAUCGAGCAGUUCAAUUGCCAUGCGCGCAACAUCUGCAUGGAUUCGGUGAUCUGCAAGGCCAGCGGCAAGGGCAAAAUGGAGCUGACUCUGUCGCUGCAGCCCAGGCACGAGGAGGUGCUGGAAGGGCAUCAGCGUCUGGCCAAGCUGGCCGAUCGUUUGCGUCUUUGUCGCCAGCAGACCGCUGGCCGUUGCAAGCACGUGGAGGAGCAGAAAAUCAAUAUAAUCCAGACCAAAGCCAAGCUGGACACCAAGCUGGCCACCAUGGGAUCAGAGUUGCGCGCGCAGAAGCAGGCAAUGGCCCACAUGGAGUCCAACCACAAGAGCAAGCUCGAAUCGUUGGCCCAGGACGAGCAGCAGCUGAUCGACAGUCAAUACGAGCUGGCCACCCGGCUGGAGCAACUGCAGGCCCAGGAAUGCGAGCAGCACAGCCUGCUGCAGAGCGCGAAGCAACAGAACGAGGACCUUCUGACGGCCGCCGAGUUGCGUCAAAAGCAGGCACUGCAUGCCCGCAACAUCUACCUCGAUAACUACGAACAAACGCUGACCGAGGUCGAAGAGGAGCUCAAGGCUGUGCAGCUUACGAUCGAGGAGAACGAGAAGAAGCUGUCCCAAGCCAAGCAGCAGAUCCACAGCACCGAAAUCCCCUACUUCGAUGUGGUAUUCCAGGCCAUACAGGAGGCCUGACUCUAUAGCUUUUGAGUUUUUAAUUUUUUAGUGUUAAUAAAGUAUUUCAUUGCCGUGUA
Messenger RNA from Drosophila obscura, 2176 nucleotides. It is a transcript of the gene Ndc80, whose product is annotated as golgin subfamily A member 6-like protein 7. NCBI's taxonomy places the organism in Eukaryota, Metazoa, Arthropoda, Insecta, Diptera, Drosophilidae. The coding region runs from base 96 to 2117 and encodes 673 amino acids. Gene Ontology annotation, cellular component: Ndc80 complex. The record is from RefSeq and is a predicted model, not a curated record. Gene Ontology annotation, biological process: attachment of mitotic spindle microtubules to kinetochore. The transcript has 3 exons.